GUGUGUUUGGGUGCGUGUGUGUUUGGGUGCGUUCGUGCGUGCGUGUGUGUGCUAGCGUGUAUUCAUGCGUGUGUAGCCAGUUCGUUGUGCAGACCUUUCCCGGUCCAGUCUGCGGUUGAGAAUUCUGCAGCUUACCCUGUAGGUGGGUGCGCACACGGCAGUGAAAAGCAUGAAAAGUGGGAAGGGGCAGCUCAGAGGACGAGGGAGAGAGAGGAAGGUGCGCACCUAGCAGCUGAACCCUGAGGGCUAUCCAUAAGGAACCAUGUGCAGCUCCCUGAGUCCCAAACAUCCGAGCAGCCCGGGCCUGACAGACAUGCAGCAGUACCACCAGUGGCUGGCCAGUCGACAUGAAGCCAGCUUGUUGCCCAUGAAGGAAGACCUUGCUCUCUGGUUAACCAACAUUCUUGGCCUGGAAAUCACCGCUGAGAGCUUCAUGGAACGUUUAGACAACGGCUUCCUCCUUUGCCAGCUAGCUGAGACGCUGCAGGAGAAGUUCAGGCAAAAUUGUGGAGACCUGGAUGCAGUCAACAACAGAAAGGUUGUCCCUUACCGAAGGAUCCCAAGCCGGCGGACUGCUCCGUCUGGCUCGUUCUUUGCCAGGGACAAUACGGCCAACUUCCUGUCUUGGUGUCGUGAGGUUGGAGUGGGCGAAACGUGUUUGUUUGAGUCUGAGGGUUUAGUUCUUCACAAACAGCCUCGAGAAGUCUGCCUCUGUCUGUUACAGUUGGGGCGGAUAGCAUCCAGAUACAACGUGGAGCCCCCCGGCCUUAUAAAACUAGAGAAAGAGAUUGAACAAGAAGAGAAAGCACCCUUACCUCCGCCGUCGCCCGCAUCUCCCGUUCAGCCCCUUCCUCCAUCCCCACCAUUGUCAACCUCCCCAUCUCCCUCCCCCUCGCCGACCCUUCCCAAAAUCACAACAACCAAGAGGAGCACAGGGAACCUGCUGGAUGAUGCUGUAAGACAUAUCGCUGACGACCCCCCCUGCAGAUGUCCCAAUAAAUUCCAUGUGGAGAGGCAUUCACAAGGCCGUUACCGUGUUGGGGAGAAAAUGCUCUUUAUACGAAUGCUGCACAACAAACACGUGAUGGUGCGUGUGGGAGGAGGCUGGGAGACGUUUGAGAGCUACCUGCUCAAGCACGACCCGUGCCGCAUGCUCCAAAUCUCCCGGGUUGAGGGGAAGACGUCGCCCGUCGCCGGCAAAGGUCUCAACAUCAAGGACCUGACGCCCGAUAGCUACCUGGUGGUGGCAGCCAACUACCGCGGCAAAAAGGCAACACAGGACGCUGCUCCAUGAUGAAGACAGUAGCUGUGUGACAUUCACAGAAAGACAUUUAAAAGUCAUCAUGGCAAUAGAAUGAGUCAACUGGCUAUACAUGGUGUAAAUUUCUUUGAAUAAUAUUAUAACCAAUUUAGUUUUAUAUCUCUUGCACAGUAUUUUGCUCUUUUAGUUAUGUGCCUGAAUCUAUGGGACUGUAUCUUUAUUCUUAAAAAAUGUAGCUUAAUUGGACAAUAUAAACUAGCAAGUAGAGUUAAUAUUCACGUGGUUUAUGCCCGUGGAUUCCAAAGUAUGUUUUCAUGAUGUUAACAAAACGUUUACAUGUCUUGUAAAAAUGCAACUGUGACACUUGUGUGUUGAUUUACAAAGUAAAGAAACCAAAGCCUAGCCCAGAGUGCUUCA
Messenger RNA from Syngnathoides biaculeatus (alligator pipefish), 1678 nucleotides. It is a transcript of the gene gas2a, whose product is annotated as growth arrest-specific protein 2. The transcript is spliced from 8 exons. Gene Ontology annotation, biological process: actin crosslink formation. NCBI's taxonomy places the organism in Eukaryota, Metazoa, Chordata, Actinopteri, Syngnathiformes, Syngnathidae. The record is from RefSeq and is a predicted model, not a curated record. Gene Ontology annotation, cellular component: actin filament. Gene Ontology annotation, molecular function: cytoskeletal adaptor activity; actin filament binding; microtubule binding. Bases 263 to 1294 code for a protein of 343 amino acids.